This is a messenger RNA of Theobroma umbraticum, 1539 nucleotides long. Its product is annotated as calcium-dependent protein kinase 3-like. Gene Ontology annotation, biological process: protein phosphorylation. Gene Ontology annotation, molecular function: protein kinase activity; ATP binding; calcium ion binding. NCBI's taxonomy places the organism in Eukaryota, Viridiplantae, Streptophyta, Magnoliopsida, Malvales, Malvaceae. The record is from RefSeq and is a predicted model, not a curated record.
AUGCAUCCAAAUUGCAGACAUUCUGGUCAGCUCUUUUCUGAUGCAGGGGAUGUUUUUAAGGACCUUGUUGGAAGUGCUUACUAUGUAGCGCCGGAAGUAUUGCGCCGACAUUAUGGACCUGAAGCUGAUAUUUGGAGUGCUGGGGUGAUUCUUUACAUUCUGCUAAGCGGAGUCCCACCGUUCUAUGGAGAAACUGAACAGAGUAUCUUUGAUUCUAUUCUUCGGGGAAAUAUUGAUUUCUCAUCAGAUCCAUGGCCCUCUGUUUCCAGCAGUGCCAAAGAUCUUGUGAGGAAGAUGCUAAGAGAUGAUCCUAAAGAACGGCUUUCAGCAUCUGAAGUCUUAAAUCAUCCAUGGAUGCGUGAAGAUGGUGAUGCAUCUGAUAAGCCUCUUGAUAUUGCUGUUUUAACUAGAAUGAAACAAUUCAGGGCAAUGAACAAACUCAAAAAAGUUGCUCUAAAGGUAAUUGCAGAAAAUCUAUCUGAAGAAGAAAUUAUAGGUUUGAAGGAAAUGUUCAAAUCUAUGGACACUGAUAACAGUGGAACAAUCACCUAUGAGGAGUUAAAAGCUGGCCUUCCUAAACUCGGUACCAAGCUUUCUGAGUCUGAAGUGAGGCAGUUAAUGGAAGCAGCUGACGUUGAUGGAAAUGGAACAAUUGAUUACAUUGAGUUUAUAACAGCUACUAUGCACAUGAAUAGAAUGGAAAGAGAAGAACAUUUAUACACUGCCUUCCAAUACUUUGACAAGGACAAUAGCGGGUACAUUACAAUGGAAGAGCUAGAACAGGCCCUUAGGAAGUAUAAUAUGGGUGAUGAGAAAACAAUAAAAGAGAUCAUUGCAGAAGUUGACACGGACAGGGAUGGAAGAAUCAACUAUGAUGAGUUUGUUGCCAUGAUGAGAAAAGGCAACCCAGACUUGGUUGGUAAUCGACGACGCAAGUAAGCUGAAUGCAGCUCGCAUGUCUACUGGCUCAAUUUCAUUUCUUGACUGGUUUGUUAAUUCAUAUGGUUUUGUUAAGACCACAAUCACGUGCUGAUCUCUGUUUCACCACCUGGGAUUGCGAGAUAGUCCUUGCUUUCUGAAAUCAGUAGUGGCUUGUCUAUGCCUGCCCUUUGCAACAGAAAUGAACUUGAUUGCCAUCAAACUGCCGGAGAGUGUAAUUAUAUUGAGUUUUGGAAGAUUUCUUUGGUUGAAUACGUGAGUGCAAAAUUAAUAUUAACCUAAACCUUCCUCAAGACGGGUUGCGGAUUACAAGAGGGAGUAUGAUUUUUAGUUUUUACUUUGCUUGUACAUUGUGCUAUUGCUAGAAGGUGGCAGAUGCAUCGUGUAAAUGAGCACAGUCCGUUGGUCAUUUAGCCGGUAGAUACUGACACUUUUGGUAAAUGGCGCAAAUCCUCUGCUUGUGGGUGCUACAGCUUGUAACUGAAUGAACUCUAGCAGAUGCAAAGGUUCAAGCAGUUGAUUUAUUAUGCUGCUUAGGAAUCUGACAUUCUAAUGUUAGUGAGUUUUUAUACAAAAGUGGCUUUUUCAUUUGGAAUUUUA